AUGAACUCAUUCUCUACGGACGUUGUACUUCGCUUUCUGGGUCGACUUCGAGAUGCUGGUCGCGACUUCGCCUACAACCAGAUUGCCACCACAAACCAUGCGAUUCCAGGACGGCGUGGUGCACAGGUUUUGGAGGAAAUACCGGUUGACGACGGUAUCUACAUUGUCGGAGCCUACAAUCACCGCCACAUCGGUCAUGAAGCAGUGCUGACUGUUCAAGGAGCCAAGCUCCUCAUCUACGACUUAAAGGAAGGUAACCCGAUCUCGUCCGCGAAGCGCUGGAUUAACUUCUAUGCAUUUGUUCGUCCGUUCAAGGUCUUUAAGUAG
This is a messenger RNA of Phytophthora nicotianae INRA-310, 327 nucleotides long. RefSeq lists its product as hypothetical. The transcript is spliced from 2 exons. The record is from RefSeq and is a predicted model, not a curated record. NCBI's taxonomy places the organism in Eukaryota, Oomycota, Peronosporomycetes, Peronosporales, Peronosporaceae. The coding region runs from base 1 to 327 and encodes 108 amino acids.